AUGCUGAAUUCCCAAGCAGCCGUCGCGUUUGACGGCUCCACAAUGAAAUUCACAGUGAUUUCAGACAAGAAUCUCCUGGAAGGGAUCGAUAUUGGUGAAACCCUUGAUCAGGACGGAAAGAACCUCACCAUUCUACAGCUCUGUCCGACAGUUGAAGAAGCGGAAGCCGCAUGUGGUCAACGUACAUCGCAGUUGAGUAGCACCAGGGCGGCGAGUGGAGACUGCGCAAUCGCGAGAAUUGUGUUCGACGAGAAAGGAGACGCUCUAUCGGAGUGUUCUGUAGAGCAUUCAGACACGUCGUCGCCGACAGAACCAGCCGCUGAAGACGGAAAGGACGACGAUCAA
Ostertagia ostertagi is the source of this 345-nucleotide messenger RNA. The record is from the annotation of a GenBank genome assembly. NCBI's taxonomy places the organism in Eukaryota, Metazoa, Nematoda, Chromadorea, Rhabditida, Trichostrongylidae.